Molecule: messenger RNA, 940 nt
Organism: Erigeron canadensis
Lineage: Eukaryota; Viridiplantae; Streptophyta; Magnoliopsida; Asterales; Asteraceae
Product: protein MAINTENANCE OF PSII UNDER HIGH LIGHT 1
Exons: 3
Coding region: 88-798 (236 amino acids)
Biological process (GO): regulation of protein complex stability
Cellular component (GO): chloroplast thylakoid membrane
Source: RefSeq, a predicted model, not a curated record
AACUUGUUCUGAAUAACAGAUAAAAAACCCAUAACUGAAAUCUUGAGUUAAUAAUAAUUGUAUUGUAAUACAUCAAUAAAAGAAGAAAUGGGUUCAUCAUCAGCAGCAUUGUCAGCAAGCAGCAGCUGUAGCACAAACAUGAGAACACAUUUCUUAUUUGACAAAAACAAGAAUUUUGUUUGCAAGAAGAGACAAAAUCAUCUUAAAAUAAUAAGAGCUUCUGAUGAUUCACAGGAGGAUUGCAACGUUGAAGAAUGUGCCCCUGAUAAAGAGGUAGGGAAAGUAAGCAUGGAAUGGCUAGCCGGGGAGAAAACCAAAGUUGCGGGAACAUUCCCACCUCGUAGGCGUGAUUGGAGCGGCUAUGUGGAAAAGGACACAGCUGGGCAGACAAAUAUAUAUUCCGUUGAGCCUGCAGUAUAUGUGGCAGAGAGUGCAAUUAGCUCAGGGACUUCAGGUAUGUCUGCUGAUGGAUCAGAGAAUACAGCAGCAUUAGUUGGUUUUGGCGGCCUUCUUGCCGUUGCUGCUGCAUCAGUAGUCCUCCUUCAAGUAGGGAAGAACCCGCCCCCGAUACAAACAUUAGAUUACUCAGGCCCAUCCCUUAGUUACUACAUUACCAAAUUCAAACCUUCGGAAAUUGUUCAAGUUUCAGUGCCAACAGAACCUGAGCCAACUGCACAGCCAGAGAGUUCUACCCCACAAGUAGUAGAUUCAGAAUCUUCAGAAACCGAGACAGCUUUAGCUGAACAGCCAGAGGGUGUUACACAACAAGAGCCAGAGGUUGAGGUUGGAUCUGGCUAAGCUAUAAUGUUGCUACUAAAUGUCACUUUAUGUCAUGUGUCAUUGUGUCUAUGGUUUUCACCGAGUUAUAUACCUUGUUACUACAGAUAAAUUCAUCAUACCAUUAUCUCAUAUUUUUGAAAUAGAAUAUGUUCUUAGUCAA